UCACAAUCGAUUGCGGCUAAAUAUAUAUUGAAAUGGGUAUUCAGUGCAUUCCAUAAUAAAGUUACACUUUAUUCGGGUACAUAUUGAGGUGGUCGGUCAUACACACUUUUUGCGUUCUAAAGGUAUUCUACCUAUUUUUCUAGUUUAAUUAUGGAUUUAAGCUGGAUAAAAUUCAAAAAGUACCUAAACGUGUUGAAAAUUCGACUAUUUGUGGCAGAAGUAGUUUCGAUUCCUAUUAAUAUUUUUAAUCUUGAUUAUAACGGCAAUGUUUUUAUUGUGAAAAGGAAUACUUCCAACCAUCAUAAACGAAUUUUUCGAAAAAUUUUAAUUUACAUCAUAAUCCUGAAUAUUGCCUUUACGAUCUCCUACUUUUGUGGGGCUUCCUUCAUGCGGGUAUAUUUUCCAGAAGAAUUUAAUCAUUUUGACACAACGGGAAAUAUGAAAGUGGCUCAGCAUACAGCUGUGUUACUAAUGUGUUUUAGCGGCUUCAAAUAUUUAACAACACUUUGCCUUUUGAAAAACUGGCUGAAUAAUCGAAACGGAAAGAUCUUGGAAUCCCUUCUGAAUGAGUUGAUAUCAAUGUGUCAAAGCGUGUGCAAACAUUCUGAUUUCGAGUUCAACAGGAUGCCGCCGCAAUGCAGUCUCAUCUUUCAUAUGCAGCUUAUUCUAACCGUUCGAAGUAUAUUAAACAAUACCGUUAGACUUUCGUUAUUUGAUGAUACUUUUUCAGUAAUAAUGGAAUUUUGCACCGACUUUUAUUAUGCAUCAAUUUGCUUUAUGUAUCAAACGAUGAUCUUAGUUUUGUGGAAUCUGCAUUUUAAUGUUAAUAAAUAUUUCGAGAUGAGUGUAAAAUGUAAAGUAAUUAAAAGGAAGAAUCUUCUUACGUUUCUAAAUUUAAUGCAAGGUUUAAAGAAUGCCCAACGCGAUUUCGUUAAUCACUUUUUAUGGCUGCCUUGCAUUCAGUGCAUUAAAGCUUUCCUUCUUAUUGCUGAGAGCUCAUGUUUUUGGAAUUACCUGCACCAACGGAACCUGUUGGCUGAAAUCAAAUUAGAUUGGUUAUAUUGCGACGCCUUUUUAUGUUGGUUGGACUUAUAUCUUUUGUCGUUCUCACUGAAGGAGCUUUAUAAACUUUAUCGUCACUCUCAACACCAACUGUUUAUAGAGAUUAUCAGAGAGUCUGAUCAGCAGUACUUGACCGCAGCUUUCAUAUUGGAUCAUCAUUUGAAGCCCUAUACAAAUUGCUUGCUUCUAAAUGCUCAACAUACAUAUCACUGGACCCUUUUAACUCCAUUGGCUUUCGGAUAUAUCAUGUCUUAUAUUAAUCCAAUCGAUUUGAGUUAUUUACAGAUGUUAGGUCAAUAAAAGUUUACAUAACGGAAAUGAAAAACUAUCUUAGGUUCACUUCAUAACAGGGACAACGUUAGAGAUCCUGAAGUUUUUUUUUUAACAAUUACAUGCUUUGUUAUAAGUAUAGCUAAAAAGACUGAAGGCCCACCGUGAACUAACAAUAAUUCCACCAUUCUUCAGAUCUAAAAAAAUAUAUUCCUGUAUAUAUUUUCG
This is a messenger RNA of Ceratitis capitata (Mediterranean fruit fly), 1560 nucleotides long. RefSeq lists its product as uncharacterized. The coding region runs from base 151 to 1362 and encodes 403 amino acids. Lineage: Eukaryota; Metazoa; Arthropoda; Insecta; Diptera; Tephritidae. The record is from RefSeq and is a predicted model, not a curated record. The transcript has 2 exons.